AUGUUGCACCAAAACGGCGAAGUUUCGGACACUGAAGUCCAACGGUCCGCACAGACAAGUGAAGAUCAACCACUUUUGCAAUCGGACCCUGUUCCAGAAUGGAGUCCGCCUCCAGGAUUUUUGUUGAUCCAAAUUGCAAUCAUGGCCAAUGUGUUUCUGGGAGGCUUCGAUGGUACGAUCACUGCUUCAACCUACGCGGUCAUCAGCUCGGAAUUCAAUGCUGCGAAUACGGCAUCGUGGUUGACAACUUCGUACUUGAUCACAAGCACUGCCUUUCAGCCUCUCUAUGGGCGAUUCUCUGAUCUCCUCGGUCGCCGAUCUUGUUUCUUUACGGCCACGAUCACUUUCAUGGCUGGUUGUCUAGGCUGUGCCAUUGCCCGCGAUAUUGUCUUUCUGAACAUCAUGCGGGCCUUGACUGGUAUCGGUGGAGGAGGCUUGAUGACUAUGGGUAAGCAGAACCCAAGAACAAAUCAAUUGCGGUCCCUAAUGUAUUUCCCAGCCACCAUCAUCAAUUCUGAUCUGAUUCCUUUCCGCCAGCGUGGAAUGUAUCAGGCUAUUCAAAAUGUUUCGUACGGGUUUGGCGGCAUUUGCGGUGCAUCUUUCGGAGGUUCCAUUGUGGACUCGAUUGGAUGGCGUUGGUGCUUCCUGCUGCAGGUUCCGGUAUCGCUCUUUGCCUUGGGGAUGGGCUAUGUCGUGCUGAAAUUCCCGGCACGCAAUACUGAGCGGGAAGAUGGAUCAUCGCCUGGUAUUUGGCAGCAGAUCGAUGUAUGGGGUGCGCUCCUGCUCAUUUUGGGUCUUUCCGCUCAACUUGUUGGUCUCAGCCUGGGCGGCAACGUUCUUCCCUGGGGCAAUAUUUGGGUGGUGGCUCCAUUGGUCGGAAGUGUCCUUCUGCUGGUCGCAUUUGUUGCAGUUGAAGCCACUACUUCUGCGGUGCCUUUGAUCCCAUUAAAAAUGCUGCGUGGAACCCUUCCUGUCUCCACACAAGUCGCCAAUGUCUGCGUGGGGAUGGCAGCUUAUGCAUACCUCUUCACCCUUCCUUUGAUGUUCCAGGUAAUUCUGCUUGACUCGCCCAGCAGGGCUGGCACACGCCUCGUCAUCCCAUGUCUUGCCACGCCAUUGGGUGGUCUCAUAGCUGGGAUUGUCAUGUCUCGCUGGGGAAAACUCUCAUACAUCGUGCGCACCGGUGCAGCCCUCAUGUUUAUCGGCAACCUGCUAGUCAUGCUGCUCCGUUUUAGUGACUCCGAAUGGAAGUACUUCGCUUUCGUGAUUCCCGCAAACCUGGGCCAGGGCAUGGUGUACCCGGGGAUUCUGUUCACGUUCCUCGCAGCCUUCGACCACGCCGAUCAUGCGGUCUCAGCUUCAACGGUCUAUUUGAUUCGCUCUCUUGGAACCGUUUGGGGCGUCGCCGCCACCUCCACAAUCAUGCAGAACACAUUAAACUCAGGCCUCGGGGAGGCCUUGAGUGGACUACCAGACAAAUGGAAAGUGAUCGAUGAGAUCCGUCACUCUGUAUCAGCUAUCUAUGACCUUCCCCCAGAUGUCCAGAUGGCCGCCCGGUUGGUAUACUACCGUGGAAUCAGGCUCUCUUUUAUGGCGUCAGCAAUCUUUUGCAUUCAUCGCAACCUUCGCCGCUUUCUUCACCCGUGGAAAGGGACUGGAGCGUGCGGGCUCUAA
Molecule: messenger RNA, 1674 nt
Organism: Penicillium brevicompactum
Lineage: Eukaryota; Fungi; Ascomycota; Eurotiomycetes; Eurotiales; Aspergillaceae
Product: MDR family MFS transporter
Exons: 5
Coding region: 1-1674 (557 amino acids)
Biological process (GO): transmembrane transport; basic amino acid transport
Cellular component (GO): fungal-type vacuole membrane
Molecular function (GO): basic amino acid transmembrane transporter activity
Source: RefSeq, a predicted model, not a curated record